Molecule: messenger RNA, 414 nt
Organism: Drechmeria coniospora
Lineage: Eukaryota; Fungi; Ascomycota; Sordariomycetes; Hypocreales; Ophiocordycipitaceae
Exons: 2
Coding region: 1-414 (137 amino acids)
Biological process (GO): proteasome assembly
Source: RefSeq, a predicted model, not a curated record
AUGGCGGUUCAUGGCAGCAUCGCUCAGCUCUCGAUCCCUCUUCCGCAAUCCUUGGACACGCGCGUCUACCUGCGCUUGUCGACGCAGGCCAAGGCCAUCGUCCUCUGCCUCACGACGGCGUCGCUGGACCAGCUCGCAGGACCAAAACCCAUGGGCUCGUUUGUCUACGCUCUGCCCGACCGCUUCAAUCCGCAGCAGCCGCUGUCAACCACCCUCUUCUCUCAUGAGCCAACCAUCGAGUUCGCCACGCGGCUGGCCAAGAUGAUUGCUCGCAAGUCGCAGCUUCCCGUCUACGUCACCAAUUCCAUGAUAGUGGCCGACGCCGGCAUGGGUGGCACCGUCGAGGAAGAGAUGGACGUGCUCAGAGCCAUUGUUAAGCUGACUCUCGAGCGGCUCCCCGCAGGCAUCGCAUGA